Messenger RNA from Akanthomyces muscarius, 1383 nucleotides. RefSeq lists its product as uncharacterized. Gene Ontology annotation, molecular function: acyltransferase activity, transferring groups other than amino-acyl groups. NCBI's taxonomy places the organism in Eukaryota, Fungi, Ascomycota, Sordariomycetes, Hypocreales, Cordycipitaceae. Gene Ontology annotation, cellular component: membrane. The transcript has a single exon. Bases 1 to 1383 code for a protein of 460 amino acids. The record is from RefSeq and is a predicted model, not a curated record. Gene Ontology annotation, biological process: polysaccharide biosynthetic process.
AUGUGGAAACCCCUCCGUCUAGCGACCGUUGCCGGCCCUCUCACGCCAAGCUUCCUCUCAACGGCGCGCGCGAAACGGCCAAGCCAGCCCGGGCUCACAUCGACAUCCUACAUUGACGGAUUGCGCGGCUACGCGGCAGUUAUUGUCGUCAUUUUCCACACGUCGCUGAUAUACAGCUCCAACAUUGUCUUCUUCAGCUACGGCUUCGAGGGGAACAACCGUAACCUCCUGCAGCUGCCCAUUGUCCGCCUGCUCUUCUCCGGCCACAGCAUGGUGUCGAUGUUCUUCGUGCUCGGCGGCUACGUCAACGCGCUCAAGCCGCUGUCGCUCAUCCGCUCCGGCAACCUCGCCGACCUCGCGCCGGCGCUGAGCUCGAGAUUGCUGCGGCGCGUCGUCCGACUCUGCAUUCCGCCGCUGGUCUCGACGCUGGCCAUUGCCAUCACCCUCUACCUCGGUCUGUGGGAGCCCGCUCGACAAAACCUCCCCCUCCUCCGCUUCACAGACGGCUUCCCCUCGCGACAAGACACGCUCGCCGCGGAGCUAUACAAUUGGUACUGCGAGAUGGUGAAGCUGUUCAACUUGGCGGCCGAGCCGUACUUUUCGGACUACGACAACCACCUGUGGACGGUGCCGACGGAGUUGCGGGGCGGACUCGUCCUCGCCGUCGUGCUGCUGAUGGUUGCCCGGUGCACGACGCGGGGCCGACUUGUGCUGUUGACUCUGUUGGCCGCGUACAUGGUCGGCUGCGGCAGGUGGGAGAUAGCACUGUACAUCGCCGGCGCUGGUCUUGCGGAGCUGGAUAUGAUGCGGCCACGGUCCAGCAGUAGCAGCCCAGUUCUAGCCACCCUGCCAUGCGCCGCUGGGAAACCGAACACGGGCCUCUCACUGCAAGAGAGGAAGCCGAGAUACGUUCGUUUAGCGCUUCUCACGUUGACGUCCCUGCUUCUGCUGUCGUGUCCCUCGGAAGCACUUGAUCGCACGCCAGGCUACCGUCAUCUUCUCAAGGUUGUGCCUGCGAGCCUCAGCGCCGUACCGUUCCGCUUCAUUCAUGGAGUGGGCGCCAUCCUGGCAGUACAUACCUUGUCGCAGUCCAAGACACUGCAGAAGCCCUUCACAUCGAGCUUGUCUCAGUAUUUGGGAUCCAUCAGCUUCUCGCUGUACAUCGUGCAUGGCCCUGUUCUGCACAUAAUCAGCUACGCGCUGGUGCCGGCGCUGUGGCGCAUCAUCGGACAAGGCACCGAUAUCCGCUACAAUCUCGCCGUUUUUGCCGGAAACGGAUUAGCAUAUUUGAUUUUACUAUGGAUCGCGGAUCUAUUCUACACUCAUGUUGACAUGAGCGCCGUCAAGUUGAGUAGACAGUUUGAACAGGCAGUUACGACGUAG